Molecule: messenger RNA, 2850 nt
Organism: Daucus carota subsp. sativus
Lineage: Eukaryota; Viridiplantae; Streptophyta; Magnoliopsida; Apiales; Apiaceae
Product: protein ROOT HAIR DEFECTIVE 3 homolog 2
Exons: 22
Coding region: 255-2756 (833 amino acids)
Biological process (GO): endoplasmic reticulum membrane fusion
Cellular component (GO): endoplasmic reticulum
Molecular function (GO): GTP binding; GTPase activity
Source: RefSeq, a predicted model, not a curated record
CAAAAUCAAGUUCUUGUCUAGAGUAAAAAUUGUUUCCCCUAUUUCAAAACUAUCUGCACCAAAACUAUUUUCCUCAUAUAUAAAAUAAAAAAAUACUUACCCAUAUUUCAAAAAAUAAUCACCAGAAUCACGCAUUUCAAGAAUUCUUGUCCGUUCUCUUCUUUCUUCUGCAAUAUUCUUUGCCUGCUAAAUUUACCCAACCCCUCUAAAACCCCUUUAGUAUACACACAGAAACCGUGUAUCUAUCACAAAAAAUGGAUAAAGAAAGUUGUGCAACUCAGUUGAUUGAUGGCAAUGGUGAAUUCAACAUGGAGGGUGUUAAUGAUUUUGUGAAAAGAAUCAAACUUGGUGAUUGUGGGCUCUCUUAUGCAGUUGUUGCUAUCAUGGGUCCUCAGAGUAGCGGAAAGAGCACUUUGCUGAAUCACUUGUUCCAUACCAACUUUAAGGAGAUGGAUGCAUACAGAGGAAGGAAUCAAACUACCAAGGGUAUAUGGAUAGCAAAAGCUGUUGGCAUUGAGCCUUGCACAGUUGUCAUGGAUCUUGAGGGCACGGACGGAAGGGAAAGGGGUGAGGAUGAUACAACAUUUGAGAAACAAAGUGCUCUGUUUGCUCUAGCAGUUUCAGAUAUUGUACUUGUAAACAUGUGGUGUCAUGAUAUUGGUCGUGAACAUGCUGCAAACAAGCCUCUUCUAAAGACUGUUUUUCAGGUUAUGAUGCGGUUAUUUAGUCCGCGCAAGACAACCCUUCUGUUUGUAAUACGUGAUAAAACAAAGACACCUUUUGAGUAUUUGGAACCUCUUCUUAGGGAAGAUGUUCAAAAGAUAUGGGAUACAGUUUCUAAGCCUGUUGCUCAUAAGUACACCCCCUUGAGUGAAUUUUUUAAUGUAGAGGUGACAGCUCUAUCUAGCUAUGAAGAGAAAGAGGAGCAAUUCAGAGAGCAGGUUGCUCAUUUGAGGCAGCGCUUUUUCCAAUCAAUAUCCCCAGGCGGGCUUGCUGGAGACAGACGUGGUGUUAUUCCUGCCUCGGGGUUCUCUUUUAGUGCACAAAAGAUCUGGGAAGUUAUAAAACAAAACAAGGAUCUGGAUCUUCCUGCCCACAAGGUCAUGGUUGCUACUGUGCGCUGUGAAGAGAUUGCUAAUGAGAAGUACAUGCGGUUGGCCAAUGACAAGAGUUGGCUAGAAUUAGAGAAGGCAAUUCAAGCAGGUCCAAUAUCAGGUUUUGGAGAAAAGCUCAGCUCAAUUUUGGAAACGUUUUUCUCAGAAUAUGACUCGGAGGCUGUCUUCUUUGAUGAGAGUGUAAGAGAUGCUAAAAGGAAAGAUUUGGAGUUGAAAGCAUUACAGCUAGUACAUCCGACUUUCAUGACGAUGGUGGGACAUCUACGUUCUAAAAGCCUCCAUAAUUUUAAACUGAGGCUGGAAGAGUCGUUGCACAAAGGGGAAGGCUUUGCAGCAGCUGUUCGUACUUGUACAAAGUCCUGUAUGCUUGAUUUUGACAGUGGAUGUGCAGAUGCAACCAUUAAGCAGGCUGAUUGGGAUGUAUCGAAAACUCGGGAAAAACUUUGCCGUGAUAUUGAGGCUCAAGCAGCCUUCAUACGCAAUGAGAAGUUGUCGGAACUAAUAGCUAGAUAUGAGAAAAAACUAAAUACAGCUCUGUCCGAGCCAGUACAAUUGCUUCUUGAAUCUGGUGCAAUAAACACAUGGGCUUCGAUAAGGAAUCUUAUAAAGCAUGAAACUGAUGCUACUGUGGAAGGUCUUUGUGCUGCUGUUACUGGAUUUGAGUUGGACCAGUCAGCAUUUGACAAACUGGUGCAGAACAUGCGUUCCUAUGCCAGAGGUCUGGUGGAAAAGAAAGCUAGGGACGAAGCAGGAAAAAUUUUGAGCCGGAUGAAGGACAGGUUUGCAACAGUCUUCAACCAUGAUGAGGAUUCAUUGCCAAGAGUUUGGACGGGAAAGGAAGAUAUACGCACCAUCACGAGAGAUGCCCGAGUUGCGUCUAUAAAGCUUCUGUCUACGAUGGCUGUUAUACGCCUUGACGAGAGAGAAGAUAAUAUAGAGACUGUACUCCUCUCAUCGCUUCUGGAUGGGCCAGUGGCUGUAGCUUCACCUCGGUAUAAGAAUAUGGGAACUUCAGGAGAUCCUCUUGCUUCAAGCACAUGGGAUAAGGUCCCUCCUGAAGAGACACUUAUUACGCCUGUGCAAUGCAAGUCUUUGUGGAGACAAUUUAGAAUGGAAACCGAGUAUACGAUUACACAAGCCCUUUCUGCACAGGAGGCUUACAAGCACAGCAAUAAUUGGCUACCUCCAUCUUGGGCUAUUAUGGCAAUGAUUCUCCUUGGAUUUAAUGAAUUUAUGAUUCUUUUAAGGAAUCCUCUUUACCUCCUGGUUUUGUUUGUUAUAUUUCUACUGUCAAAAGCUAUGUGGGCACAAAUGGACAUUGCAAGGGACUUCCAAAAUGGCACUCUGGCUGGACUUCUUGCCCUCUCGUCAAGGUUUCUUCCUACUAUCAUGAACUUGCUCAGGCGACUGGCUGAAGAGGGCCAAGGGAAUCCAACACCCCAACCACCACAAAGACCACCUCGACCUAUUAGGCAUCAGAGUUUUAAAAAUGACAACCAGCAGUCUGCUUCCGUCUCAAGCACAAUGGCAGAUACAGCUUUGUCGUCCAAUGUUACAUCAGUCGAUGACGAUCCUGAAUAUUCAAGUCCUCAGUUGACACACAGGCACGUUAGUCGUGGUGACAAUAUAGAAACUUCUUGAUGCCUUUUUGUUCUCGAAAAAUGUCUAGCUGGAUCUUUCCUGUAUAUACAAGACGUCUCGUGUUCUGUACUGUCAUUUCUUUAAAAAAAAGUUA